AAUGCAGUGCGGCCCUACGCAAAUUGUGAUUGGCUAACGAAGAGCCGUUUCAGGAAGGAGUGCACUGAAUUAAGUUCGUCCAUUUAUCAACUGAAACUCCGCAUGGUCAUCUGCUUUUGAGAAUUUCUCUACAUUCAAGUCCUACCACACAGUGCUCUCAUGGCUGGAAGAAGAGUAGUGGUUUUUCCUUCCUCAGCAGAGCUGGGACCAGUGCUGGCCCAGCUAGUAAAAUCGCGGGCUGACAAGGCCAUCUCUGCUCGGGGCAGGUUCACCCUGGGGCUCUCUGGUGGAAGCCUCGUUUCCAUACUCGGCAAAGAGCUUCUCGCUCUGCCAGAACUGGACUGCAGUAAGUGGGUGGUUGGCUUCUGCGAUGAGCGCCUGGUGUCUUUUGAUGAUCCGGAGAGCACCUAUGGGUUGUACAAGAAUCAGUUGUUUUCCAAGAUCAAUAUCCCUGCUAGUGGGAUCUUAACCAUUGAUCCCUCUCUGCCCGUGAAGGAGUGUGCUGAAGAUUAUACCUGCAAACUAAAAGAGGCAUUCCCGGGUGAUCACUUCCCUGUAUUUGACAUAUUACUGCUGGGUAUGGGACCUGAUGGGCACACCUGUUCCCUUUUUCCGGACCACCCUCUUCUGGAGGAAACACAGAAGAUUGUGGCGCCUAUUAGUGAUUCUCCCAAACCGCCACCACAGCGUGUUACUAUGACUUUUCCAGUGGUGAACUCUGCACACUGUGUGGCUUUUGUGUCAACAGGAGGAAGCAAAGCACCUGUUUUGAAGGAAGUACUGGAGGGUAAAGAAGGUCCAGCGUUACCAGCAGCUCGUGUUGUCCCAACCGUUGGUGAACUGUUCUGGCUCAUAGAUGACCCUGCAGCUGCUUCUUUAACUAUCCAGGUAGAGAGGCCAGGCUCAGAGGUCAAACUAUAGAGCAGUCUGUGUGAUAAAGGCAGGAAUUCAACACUGUAUGGUGCAAUACAUUCCUACAUUGGUGAGUGAUUAAUUAGGAUACUGUAGAUAAUCACAAAAACAUAACUUUUUAAUGUAACCCUUGCUGGAUGUUUGUGUGUUCAGUGUAUUGUAUAUGUCAGAGGAAAUUUUAUUCAAGUAUAUGCUUUGUUUAUUCUUUAGAGAAUUGUAAAUGUGCAACACUUGAUGGUGAUAAUUAUUCAGUUGUGCUACAUGCACAUUUAACAAGUCUGAAAUGGAAUGUAGAAAAAAUCAUCUUCUUCUUUUUUGGUUUAAUUUUUCAGACAAAUUGUUCAAAGUAUUAAAACAUGGCUACAAAACAUCUUUAUCAUUUUUAUUUUCUUUAAUAAUUUUGCACAGCAGCACAUUUACCUUACCAAGUUACUAAGCAGCCUAAAUGUGUUGUAAAAAGUCAUGUAUGUUUCAGUCCUCAUCUGCGCAUGCUUUGUAAAUGACCAAAUAAAGUCACAUCCCUUUGAUGGUGAAAAUUUU
Messenger RNA from Melanotaenia boesemani (Boeseman's rainbowfish), 1452 nucleotides. It is a transcript of the gene pgls, whose product is annotated as 6-phosphogluconolactonase. The record is from RefSeq and is a predicted model, not a curated record. Gene Ontology annotation, molecular function: 6-phosphogluconolactonase activity. The coding region runs from base 160 to 921 and encodes 253 amino acids. NCBI's taxonomy places the organism in Eukaryota, Metazoa, Chordata, Actinopteri, Atheriniformes, Melanotaeniidae. Gene Ontology annotation, biological process: carbohydrate metabolic process; pentose-phosphate shunt. The transcript is spliced from 6 exons.